Messenger RNA from Phialemonium atrogriseum, 2538 nucleotides. Its product is annotated as putative wd repeat-containing protein slp1 protein. Gene Ontology annotation, molecular function: protein binding; anaphase-promoting complex binding; ubiquitin ligase activator activity. The record is from RefSeq and is a predicted model, not a curated record. Gene Ontology annotation, cellular component: anaphase-promoting complex. Gene Ontology annotation, biological process: positive regulation of ubiquitin protein ligase activity; anaphase-promoting complex-dependent catabolic process; positive regulation of anaphase-promoting complex-dependent catabolic process. Bases 360 to 2177 code for a protein of 605 amino acids. The transcript is spliced from 2 exons. NCBI's taxonomy places the organism in Eukaryota, Fungi, Ascomycota, Sordariomycetes, Cephalothecales, Cephalothecaceae.
CCUCACCCUCUUCCUUCUCCUCCGAUAUCCCUCCAACCUCUCUCGUCCCGCUCCGUCUCGCUUUCAAAAGCAUCAAUCACUCAACCCUGAGCCUUUUCACAAGAGCCUACAAGUCCACUAGAUCAUCUCGCUCUUCGCAGCCACUUGAUCGCCCUCCGACUUUCAGCCGCUCUUAGUCAAGGCCACUUCGAUCUAUCGAACCAACAACGACAGAAAUACUAACCCCAUCCAGGAACCAUUAGCUUGAGUCUCUUGGAGCUCGUUCGAUCUAUUGGAGCUCUUUUCAUCUCCUCGAUACAUUCACUUGUCAUCCGUUGGAGACAUUAUAUUUCCUCGGUACUGCAUAUCCAGUCAGCAUCAUGGCAACUGCAUCAGUAUCAACACCUCUCAAGUCCCACACGGGACUCUUCUCUUCCCGUACCGCUGGCGGACGCAUGCCCUUGACCCCCUCGCCCCGUCAACGUGCCUCAACCACCAGUGUCCCCGUCAACCUCAACUCGUCACCCUUCACACCGGAACGACAGUCAUCAAGCAACGACGGGUACCGGGCGUCCUCUAAGUCCGUCUAUGGAGGGAACCUGUCUGCACACCUCACAAAGUCUAGCUCGAAGGCCCACCGUGACUCGCCCAAGUCCAACAUCGUCCGUGGUGUUGCGACCCCGCGGAAGGCCCUCGAGCUUGGCGUGUCGGACUUUACACUGACCGGAACUGGUCAUCACAGCAAGACUCCUUCUAGCACCAAGUCCAAGAAGGUCCCCCUGAGGCAGAAGUCAAACAGGACGACGCUGUCCUAUGCCGCAGAUCGAUUCAUCCCCAACCGUGGUGCCAGCUCGGCCAUCGCCAACGUGGGGUCUGGGAAGCUGGACUUCCCCGAGAAGCAGCGGCCCAAGACCAGUGCCGGCAGCGAAUCGUCGGCAGUUCUGUCCAACGCCACGGACGACGCUAUUGCCGCCCUCGAAGGGUUGAACAUCGACGAUGAUGAGCCGGCGACAUACUCGCGGCCCUCACCAAACACUGUGGCAUACCAGGACUCGUUGGCCAACGCCUGUGGAGUCAGCCUCAACACUCGCAUUCUCCAAUUCAAGCCUGCGCCCCCAGAGUCUUCCAAGCCGAUCGACUUGCGUCAGCAGUACAACCGGCCCCUCAAGACGGCCAAUGCAAGCUCGGCACAGUUCAGGCGCCGCGUUGCCACCGCUCCUGAGCGGGUGCUGGACGCGCCGGGCCUCAUCGAUGACUACUACCUCAACCUCCUUGACUGGAGCUCCGGGAACCAGGUGGCAAUUGGCCUGGAGCGGAACGUCUAUGUCUGGUCGGCCGAUGAGGGAAGCGUCAGCUGCCUGUUGGAAACCAGCGCCGACACCUACGUCAGCAGCGUCAAGUGGUCAGGCGACGGAGCGUACGUCGGCGUCGGACUCGGAACUGGUGAAGUCCAGAUCUGGGACGUGGCCGAGGGCGCCAAGAUCCGGAGCAUGUUCGGGCAUGACACGCGCGUUGGUGUCAUGGGCUGGAACAAGCACCUCCUCUCGACCGGUGCACGAAGCGGCUUGGUCUACAACCAUGACGUUCGUAUCGCCGAGCACAAGAUUGCCGAGCUCGUUUCUCACACCUCGGAGGUUUGCGGCCUGGAAUGGAGAUCGGAUGGCGCACAGCUCGCUACUGGCGGCAACGACAACCUCGUGUCCAUCUGGGACGCCCGGUCGCUCUCGGUUCCUAAGUUCACCAAGACAAACCAUAAGGCCGCUGUAAAGGCUCUCGCGUGGUGCCCGUGGAACAUGAACCUUCUCGCAACCGGAGGCGGAUCCUACGAUCGCCAUAUCCAUUUCUGGAACACCACGUCGGGCGCACGCGUCAACAGCAUCGAUACCGGUUCCCAGGUCACCAGCCUCCGCUGGAGCCCCCACUACCGAGAAAUCGUCAGCUCAAGUGGCUUCCCUGACAACUCGCUCAGCAUCUGGAGCUACCCUACUCUCGUCCGCAAUGUCGAGAUUCCCGCUCAUGAGAGCCGGGUCUUGCACAGCUGCCUCAGCCCAGACGGACAAAUGCUCGCUACAGCAGCGGCAGAUGAGAGUCUGAAGUUCUGGAAGAUCUUCGAGAAGAAGGCCGGUGCGACCGCCGGUGUUGCUGGAGCUGGGUCUUCCGGCAAGGCAGACAUGGUCAAGCAGAUGACAAUCCGCUAAGGACCUGGGAUGUGGCCAGCGGAUUGCAGAAACUGGGUAGUGUCAGAAUCAAGCACACAGACAACGGUAGGUAUACGGGGUUCCUUCUGGCAUUCAUCGGUUGAUUUCCGUCACGUCGUCCUUUCAGCGCGGUGUUGGGGAUUUGGGACAGGCUUUCCUUCCCGCCCAAGUGCGGUAUGAACGGGCUGCUAUGCGAUGCGGGAAUGAUAUGGAUCUGCUUGGUCAUGAGUUAUGAAGACACACUUUGAGUAUGCUGUAUGGUAGAAUGAUUCGCCGAAUGCCACAAGGGCAAAGCAACAGUAGCAUAAUUGAACCACAAUCGGUGAAUAAUUUGACGCCUCGCUGAGGCAGGAGCUCUUUA